AUGAUGAAAGUGUUGAUUUUGUGGGUUCAUUUCCUUUCACUUAUAUGGCUCUCACAGAUAGUGACAGCAAAUUAUUUCGCCAAAUAUGGUAUUUUCACUCCUGCAGUACCAGCACCAUAUACUCCGGUGGUCUCAUUACCCCCACUGAUUGAUCCGAGGCCGCCAAUGCUGAGCCCACCACCGACAUCACCGCCACCACCACGGGGACCACCAACACCGACCCCUAGACCACCAAAUCCUAGACCACCAAAUCCUCCUAGACCACCACGGGUUGUGAAAUGCCGGUUACGCGAGUUUCGGUUCUGCUUUGGCGUCGAGCUCCCCUGCCCAGCUGCAUGCCCUAAUAGCUAUUGCGAUUUUCCUGGAGCUGUUUGUCAAGACCCCCGCUUCGUAGGAGGUGAUGGCGUUACCUUCUACUUCCACGGCCGCAAAGAUCGAGAUUUCUGCCUCGUUUCCGAUUCCAAUCUUCACAUCAACGCUCACUUCAUCGGAAAGCGAAACCCCAAACUAAAAAGAGAUUACACUUGGGUGCAAUCCAUAGGAAUCCUAUUCAACAACCACAAACUUAUCGUAUCUGCUAAAAGAACAUCCAAGUGGGAUGACAACGUCGAUCGCCUCGCCAUAACUGUCGAUGACAAGCCUCUUGAGCUGCCAAAAGCCGAAGCUUCCACGUGGCAUGCACCUCAUGCAACUCCAUCUUUUACUAUUUCAAGAACCAGCAAGACAAACAGUGUUGAAGUUGAAGUGGCUGAUGGUUUUAGGGUUAGGGCAACUGUGGUCCCGAUAACAGAACACGAAUCCAAGGUGCACAACUAUGAGAUUAAUACGAGUGAGGAUUGUUUCGCGCAUCUUGAGCUGGAAUUCAAGUUCUAUAAUCUGACAGAUGGUGUGGAUGGAGUAUUAGGGCAGACUUACAGAAGCAAUUAUGUGAGCAAAGCAAAGAUUAGCUCCGCGAUGCCGGUGAUGGGGGGUACCGAGAAAUAUAUGUCAUCUGAUCUGUUGUCAACGGACUGUGCUGUUUCUAGGUUUGGCAGUGUUGGGGCCGAGAUUUCGAAGAAGAAGGGAAAUGAGUCUGAGUAUUCUGCCUUGCGCUGCAGCAGUGGGAUUAAAGGAAAUGGAAUUGUAUGCAAAAAAUAG
Daucus carota subsp. sativus is the source of this 1137-nucleotide messenger RNA. RefSeq lists its product as uncharacterized. The transcript is spliced from 2 exons. The coding region runs from base 1 to 1137 and encodes 378 amino acids. NCBI's taxonomy places the organism in Eukaryota, Viridiplantae, Streptophyta, Magnoliopsida, Apiales, Apiaceae. The record is from RefSeq and is a predicted model, not a curated record.